UGUAAAGUGAAAUAUCUUAUUACCUGCCAAAAACUUUCAUCAUUAGUGAAGCGGAUGAUCGUCUGUGGGUCAGAAAGUUCAGUGUAUCAUCAAGGAUUCACCCAAGCAACAGCUUGUUGCAUUCACUGUGACCAGCAAAUGGAGAAAAAAAAGGGGUUGGCAGGUUAUUUACUCCCUGCCUGAUGAUAUCAUCUUACGUGCAGCACGGGGACAUCAUCUGUGGAUAAUGCUGAAUGGCCCAAUUUAAAAAGUUAUUUUGCAGAUAUUUCCACAAUUCAGAAGAAUGUUCACACUUUUAGGAACAACAAGUGUAUGCAGCAUGUGUCCCACAGGGAUUUAGAUUCUUCUUCUUAUGUUUAUGUUUAUAACGUUUAGCUGGUGUGUUUUGUUUGUGCUCUCUUUGAGCAAGCUGCUGGUGUCUCAGGUGUAACACAUACAAUCCUCGACUCAAAGGGUAUUGGGUUUCUACCUGGUAGAGCCUGGCUGGCCUCUUCCAGAUCGUGUUACCGGGCUCCUCUCAUCACUAAUUCAUCUGCUCUCUUCGCCACAAAGCUCCAGGUCGCUAGUUGGUCGGCUAAGACAGCAUUUGUCUGUCCCUGCCAGAGUAGUGUGCAGUGCGAGGGCUCCCAAAGGGGCACCACACCUGAGCUGGGGCCAAUGCAGAACGGGGAGGCUAUGAGCCCACAGGACUCCAAGGCAGCAGGGUCUGAGAGCAUGGAGGAGCAGAAGGCCCAGAGCCACAGCCAGAAUGAGGGAUGUGUGGAGCCCACAGCGCCUCCGCUCCCUCCUCCUUCACCACCACCACCGCCAGGGCCACCAGAAUACCCAAGGCCUAGGCUCAUCUUCCACACGCAGCUGGCUCACGGAAGCCCGACGGGCCGCAUCCAUGGAUUCACCAAUGUCAAGGAGCUGUAUGCUAAGAUCGCAGAAGUGUUCAACAUCUCAUCUUCAGAGAUCCUGUUCUGCACCCUCAACUCUCACAAAGUGGACAUGCAGAAACUACUCGGAGGACAGAUCGGACUGGAAGACUUCAUCUUUGCUCACGUCAGGGGAGAAACCAAGGAGGUGGAGGUGACAAAGACAGAAGACGCAUUGGGCCUCACCAUCACAGACAAUGGAGCUGGAUAUGCUUUCAUUAAGAGGAUAAAAGAAAGCAGUACUAUAGACCAGCUGAAGACUGUAUGUGUUGGUGACCACAUUGAGGCCAUUAAUGACCAGAGCAUUGUGGGGUGUCGACACUAUGAGGUGGCAAAGAUGUUAAAAGAGCAACCGAGAGGCAUGCCCUUCACUCUUCGCUUGGUGGGGCCUAAGAAGGCCUUCGACAUGAUUGGAAUGAGGACCAGAGCACCAAAAUCUACUGAGGGCAAGAUGGUGAACGGAAGGGAGACGCUGCGUCUUCGCUCCAAGGGCGCUGCUACAGUUCAGGAAGUGCAGAAUGAGUUUGAAGAAAGGGCCACCAAGAAAGUGGACGACCUUCUGGAGAGCUAUAUGGGCAUCAGAGAUCUGGAGCUGGCCACCACCAUUGUAGAAGCAGGCAAAGACAAGAAGAACCCUGACGACUUUGCAGAAGCCUUGGACUCCGUUCUAGGGGAUUUUGCUUUCCCUGAUGUUUUUCUGUUUGAUGUAUGGGGGGCUAUUGGUGAUGUUAAGAAUGGCAGAAUGUAAACAUUUACUGACAAGAGAGUGAACUCUGUUCUCUGGUUCAUGGGGGGGGG
Solea solea (common sole) is the source of this 1715-nucleotide messenger RNA. It is a transcript of the gene gipc3, whose product is annotated as GIPC PDZ domain containing family, member 3. The transcript has 6 exons. The record is from RefSeq and is a predicted model, not a curated record. The coding region runs from base 658 to 1665 and encodes 335 amino acids. NCBI's taxonomy places the organism in Eukaryota, Metazoa, Chordata, Actinopteri, Pleuronectiformes, Soleidae. Gene Ontology annotation, molecular function: protein binding.